AUGUCCACCCAACCCCCCACAACCUCCGCUCUAGCCCUCUCCCUCCUAACCUCCCUCGGCGGCGCAAUCGGCUACGCCCGCACAGGCUCCAUCCCCUCAAUCGCAGCCGGUCUCACCGUUGGCGCGAUCUACGGGCUCGCCUUCUACCGUCUGCGCGCAGGUGAGACAUACGGUGAGGAGCUGGGUUUGUUGGCUUCGACUGUUUUGGGUGGAAGCUCGAUUCCGAGGGCGAUUAAGACGGGUGGGAAGGCUGUUCCUGUUGGGCUUUCUUUGUUGGCUACGUAUGGGGUUUUUGUUUUUGGGGCUGCUGUGAAGGAGAAGAGGGGUUAG
Molecule: messenger RNA, 330 nt
Organism: Penicillium odoratum
Lineage: Eukaryota; Fungi; Ascomycota; Eurotiomycetes; Eurotiales; Aspergillaceae
Product: TMEM14 family protein
Exons: 2
Coding region: 1-330 (109 amino acids)
Cellular component (GO): membrane
Source: RefSeq, a predicted model, not a curated record